CAAGUGGCUCAUGCUUAGCUCAGCUUAGUUCACAGCUGCUGCUGCCGCUGCUGCUGCUGCUUCUUGUUGACAUUCGCGCUUGGCCCUGACCAAGAAGUAGUCUGAGCAGAGCAGAGCUCGGUGCGGUACGGUUCGGUUCGGUUGCGGUGCGGUGCGGUGCGUCGCGCGUUUGCAAACACACAUGAUUGCUGUAGACAAUCGACUAAUGCAUUAUUAUUCGUUUCUAUUUGCUCAGUCGCAGUUCACAAGUCAAAGCCAGAGCCAAGCCAAGUUCAACAUGAUACGCAAAAGACAGUCGCAUCCAUGGCUAGCCCUGGCGCUGCUGCUCAUCUCGCUGCUGCUGCUCUGCAAUGAGACGGCUUCGAUAGCCAUAGCGCCCUCCACGUUUGGCACUGCCAUCGCCCGAGCUGGAAAGAUUUCCAAUACCUUAAAGGUAUUUUAUUUUACUCUGCCACAAUAUAGAAUUUCCACUCUGCAGCCAAUGCUAUAUUGGAUAUGUGAAGAGUUAAGCCAGGAGACGACGGCCUGGAAAACGCUGACCUCGCAUCCGAAUUCGCUGGUGCAGCUGCUGCCAUCGCGCGCCAUGCGUGUGGUGCAGGAGGUGGUGCGAUCUCUGCGGAAGGAACGUGAAAUCGUGGCCAGCACCACGUUGGGCAAGGUGCGCGGACGCUUUCAGAAGUACCGCUCGGGUGAGCGGGGGGGCUACUACAGCUUCAAGGGCAUGCGAUAUGGUGCGCCACCCAUAGGUGCCAGAAGAUUCCGCGCUGCGCUGCCCGAAAAGCCAUGGAGCGGCGUGCGAGAUGCCUCGCGGGAGGGCCAAAGCUGUCCGCACAAGAACAUGAUACUGGACACCUUCAAGGGCGACGAGGACUGUCUGUUUCUGAAUGUGUUCACCACGCGCAUGCCCAAGGAGGAUGACGCACAGCCUAAGCUGCCCGUGAUGGUGUGGCUGCAUGGCGGCGGCUUUUCCUUUGGCUCCGGCAACUCCUUCCUCUACGGGCCCGACUAUCUGGUUGCUGAGGACAUUGUGCUAGUUACGCUGAACUAUAGGCUGGGGCCUUUGGGCUUUCUAACGGCUGGACCCGAUGCGCCGGGCAAUCAGGGCCUCAAGGAUCAGGUGCUGGCCCUGCAGUGGGUGCGCGACAACAUAGCCGCCUUUGGCGGUGAUCCGCAGCAGGUGACCAUCUUUGGGGAGUCGGCGGGCGCCUCCUCGGUGCAGCUGCUACUCCUGUCGCCACUGGCCAAGGGUCUGUUCCAUCGGGCCAUCUCGCAGAGCGGCUCCGCACUGAACCCUUGGUCCAUGGCCGCCAGCUCGGGUCAGAGAGCGGCUCGACUGGCAGCCAACCUGGGCUAUGUGGGUGCCAACAAUACGGAAGAGAUCUUGGACUUCUUGCGCCGAGUGCCCGCCAUGAAGCUGGUCGAGGCGGCGCCCACAACGCUCACAGCGGACGAUCAGCGCAACAACAUUGGCCUGCCCUUCGUGCCCGUCGUGGAGGGCUACUGGAACAAGGACUCGCAGGAGGAGACUUACCUGGAGCAGCCCUUCCUCACCGAGCAUCCCAGCGAUAUGUACGACGCCCACAACUUCAACAGCGAGGUGCCCUACAUGACGGGCUACAACACGCACGAGGCGAUGCUGUUCAUCAGAAGACUGCGCAAGAAUCCGCAGCUAUUGAAUAUUAUCGAGAACGACUUUGGCCGGCUCGUGCCGCACGAUCUGAAUGUGAGCCUUGCCCAUGACAGAGUCACACGCGAAAUACGCUCCUUCUAUCUGGGCAACAAGCACGUUGGCCUCGAGUCUGUGGAUGAAAUGAUAGCACUGCUGACUGAUCUGAUGUUCCUGCAAGGCAUUCGCCGCACCGCCAGGAACCAUGCCAAGUACGGCAAUGCGCCAGUCUACUUGUAUCGCUUCUCCUUCGACGGCGCCCUGGGCUUGUACAAGCGCAUGCUGGGCAUACCGCGGCCAGGUGUGUGCCACGGCGACGAGAUGGGCUACCUGUUCAAGUUUGGCUUCCUGAAUCUGAGUCUAGAUCCAAAGUCCAUGGAAGUGCAGGUCAAGAACCGCAUGGUGCGCAUGUGGGCAAACUUUGCCAAAUACGGCACGCCCACGCCCAACUUUGAGGAUCCCCUGCUGACUGCCAAGUGGGCUCCCAUCGAUUCCACAAAUGUUAUGAACAGUCUCAACUAUUUGGACAUCUCGCACGAGCUGAACAUGAAGACGAAUCCCGAGCCGGAACGACAGAGAUUUUGGGAUGAAAUGUACCAGCAUUACAAUGGUGCGGCUAUGUAGAGCUCUUGGCCAGGGCCACAUAUAUAUUAACGCAUCAACCAUGCACAUUGCUCACCCAGCCACACCAACAUACACCCACAUACACACACUCACAUUUUGUAAAAAUUUUGCCAUUUUGUGAAAGAGUGAGCAGAACAAAAUAUUUAAUGCAGAUUCCAUUGUAAAAUUAUCGUAGAUCGUAGUCAGUAGCUCGUAGUUAAAUAUUUUUUAUUAGUGAAUAGCUUGUACAUAAGUGUCGCAGCAUUUAUACACAAUUAUACAAACAUAAAAUGUCACUUUCCCACUUCAGUGCCCACACACACACACACGCCAAUACGUAGCWUAAGCAACUUACUUAUAGCAUACCCAAAGCCGUACAACAUUUCCUUACUUCAUAUCAGGUGUAAAUAGUCAAAGCUAAAAGUUAUUCGAUAUUCAAUCAAUUAUAACCUAAGCACAUCACAGUCCAUAAUUCUGUUUGUCUGAACGCGGAGUCAAUCCGAGUUAUGUCUU
Drosophila arizonae is the source of this 2782-nucleotide messenger RNA. RefSeq names its product esterase B1. Gene Ontology annotation, molecular function: hydrolase activity. The record is from RefSeq and is a predicted model, not a curated record. Lineage: Eukaryota; Metazoa; Arthropoda; Insecta; Diptera; Drosophilidae.